GCAUUUCGCACAUCGCCAUUUCCCUGCUGUGUCUCGAGCGCUUUUUUGAACAACUGCAUUUAACUUUGAGGAAAUUUCGCAAAUGCCAAGAGAUAUACUCUACUUAGUGUUCUCGAAAGAUCUUAUGUGACUUGGUGACAGCGUAAAUAUUGCCCUCUAGAUGGCGCUACUGUAUCAUACAUUGUAAUAAACUCAAACAGUUUGUCUGCCAAUACACUUGACCCGCAUGGAAGGUCAAAUAGUGAUCGUUUAAUACAAUUUGGUAAGAUAAAUCACUGUUAGUUGGUUAUUUAUGUGAGAAAAUUUCUUCCAACUCUUUACAAGUGUUUUUUAAUAAUUUCAUAUUUUUUUUAAUUAGGACUUAGAGAAAUGGAAACAUCGGCUUCCACCGAUCUCGAUGUUGGGAGGCGUCCCAUGAUGAAUGCAUGGACUGCCUCAGACGCUCCUAAUUUAUCUCAGAUACCGCAAUUUUGCAAUUUCACGGCAAACACACCGUCUUGUAGUUCGAUGAACUCAUUUAAUUCACCGAAUCGUAUCUCAUCAUAUGCCCCAGAGUACUCGAUGACGUCACAGCUUCAGCAGACUUUUCCCUCCAUGAAUCCAACCUUUAACUCGAGGACGAACUUACCUUUCUACAAUGAUAUGUAUGGACCGUCAGGAACUAGUAAUGGUGGAGGUUUUGUUCCAACAGAAUUUCCAGGAGGCAUGGGUUCAUUAUCUAGAUUUGAACAGGAUCCUAAUUUUUACGGCGAUACCGCACCUCAAAGUGGAGAUCAACCUCGACAGAGGAAAAAACGUAAGCCUUAUACUCGAUACCAAACUAUGGUGUUGGAGUCGGAAUUUUUGGGAAAUUCCUAUAUAACUAGGCAAAAAAGAUGGGAAAUUUCAUGUAAACUUCAGCUGACCGAACGACAGGUGAAAGUUUGGUUUCAAAAUCGUCGAAUGAAGAAAAAAAAACUGGUUGAAAGAUCGAAGACAAUGAUCAAAAAUGAUGGAAUGGAUGAGAAAAGAAGCAAUAACAUUAACGUCAACUCAUUUGCAUAAUUUGCCAUAAUUUCCUGUGCCCUAUAUUUCUACUACUUUUUCGUGUAUAGUUUGUGUAAA
Molecule: messenger RNA, 1104 nt
Organism: Dimorphilus gyrociliatus
Lineage: Eukaryota; Metazoa; Annelida; Polychaeta; Dinophilidae
Source: the annotation of a GenBank genome assembly